AUGGCCACCAACGCGCCGAAGAAGGUUAUGAGCCUUUUGGACGCGUUGGACCAGUCGUUUAUGUCUACAGACUCGCCAACGCCAGCCUUACCAACCCAAACCCCAGAUUCCCAUCUUUUUCCCGAGGCCGGACCAAGUUCAUCGGCUGCCCUAGAUGCCCUACGAGCGGCUCAGAGCGCUUACGAGAUCAGUGUAGCUGCAGCUGCGCCUUUUAUGACUCAGUCGCUUGCUUCUCUCGGGAAUGCCGGACGAGGAGGUGGUUUCAAACUAAAUUACGAUGUCGAGACACCAUUGCGGGCCAUAGACGUAGGGGGACCCGACCAAGAACAGAGGUUGGCCGAUUUCGUCACCAAAUCAAUAGAAAAUACUGGUCAGAAUGUCUCCGUGAAGGACGCAAUGAAGAAACUUGGGUUGAAAGAUAACCGAGACCUGCUACCUGGGGUUGAAGUUCGUCUAUUGAGCCAUCAAGCCAUUGGAGUUGCAUGGAUGUUGGACAAAGAACGUAGUCCAGAUAGAGGCGGCAUUCUCGCGUAG
Molecule: messenger RNA, 534 nt
Organism: Cyclocybe aegerita
Lineage: Eukaryota; Fungi; Basidiomycota; Agaricomycetes; Agaricales; Hemipholiotaceae
Source: the annotation of a GenBank genome assembly